CUGAUUUACUUUCCACGUUGGCCACGCAUGCGUCUAAGUAAUUCAGCAAAGAUGGCUACAGAGAAAGAUGUUGACGAACUUUUUGAGAUAAAAACUGCUUUAUAUACGGGGAAUUAUCAACAGUGCAUCAAUGAAUGCCAAAAAUUAAGGCUGUCCAACCCAGAUCUUAAAACAGCUAAGGAUGUUAUUAUGUACAGAGCUUAUGUCGCUCAGAGAAAAUAUGGUGUUGUUUUGGAUGAAAUUAAUUCUUCACACCCUCCAGAGCUGCAAGCAGUUAAGAUGUUUGCUGACUAUCUAUCCAAUGAAAGCAAGAGGGCAUCUAUAGUAAGGGACUUGGACCAGAAAAUGAGUGCCAGUGUGGAUGUUUCCAACAGCACAUUCUUAGUCAUGGCUGCCUCCAUCUACAACCAUGAACAAAACAGUGAUGCUGCACUUAGAGCCCUACAUCAAUCUGAUGCACUGGAAUGCAUUGGUCUUACAAUCCAGAUAUUACUCAAGUUAGAUCGAGUUGACCUUGCAAGGAAAGAGCUGAAAAGAAUGCAGGAGAUAGAUGAAGACAGCAUUCUCACACAACUGGCACAGGCCUGGUUUAACCUGGCUGUGGGAGGGGAGAAAUAUCAGGAUGCCUAUUACAUUUUCCAAGAGAUGGCUGACAAACACAAUUCCACACCUCUGUUAUUGAAUGGCCAGGCAGCCUGUUACAUUGCCCAGGGCAAAUUUGAUGAUGCCGAAUCUGUACUGCAAGAGGCCAUGGACAAGGACUCCAAUAAUGCAGAAACUCUUGUGAACAUGAUUGUUUUAACGCAGCAUAUUGGAAAACCACCAGAGGUCAGUAACAGAUACGUAUCCCAGCUGAAGGACUCUCAUCGCAACCAUCCAUUUGUCCGGGAUUAUUUACAAAAGGAGAGUGACUUUGACAGAAUUUCUCGGAAUUACUCUCCAUCUGUAUCAGCCUAACAUACAAACACUAUUUUAUCUUUGUUUACUGUGAAAAAAGACUUAUGAAUGUUCCUGAAUGUGAAAUGAAGAACAUGUAAUAGAAAAAAAAAAUGUUUUAAAAUCAUGGCAGAUGUUUCAUUGCAUAAAUACAUGUAUUUAUUCAUCUUUAA
Molecule: messenger RNA, 1109 nt
Organism: Saccostrea cuccullata (small rock oyster)
Lineage: Eukaryota; Metazoa; Mollusca; Bivalvia; Ostreida; Ostreidae
Product: coatomer subunit epsilon-like
Exons: 10
Coding region: 28-957 (309 amino acids)
Biological process (GO): endoplasmic reticulum to Golgi vesicle-mediated transport; retrograde vesicle-mediated transport, Golgi to endoplasmic reticulum; intra-Golgi vesicle-mediated transport
Cellular component (GO): COPI vesicle coat
Molecular function (GO): protein binding; structural molecule activity
Source: RefSeq, a predicted model, not a curated record